Eruca vesicaria subsp. sativa (arugula) is the source of this 644-nucleotide messenger RNA. The record is from the annotation of a GenBank genome assembly. Lineage: Eukaryota; Viridiplantae; Streptophyta; Magnoliopsida; Brassicales; Brassicaceae.
GCUUUAACGGGAAAAACUUUUGUUGUAUUACAUCAGGAAAUUCACACGCACCUGCCGUCACGCAGACCGGACCGGUUAUAUCUGUACCCGAAUCAGAAAAGAUCAUCAAUGCGUACAGAUUUCAGAGCAACAAGAACGAGAUGAUAAAGAAAAAGAGACUAACGAGUGGACAAUUAGGUUCACUAAAACGAAGUUUUCAAGAAGAGAUCAAACUAGAUUCAGGGAGGACGCUGAAGCUCUCUAGGGAGCUCGGUUUGCAGCAACGUCAGAUAGCGGUUUGGUUCCAAACCGCCGUGCAAGGUGGAAGGCGAAGCAGCUCGAGCAGCUGUACGAUUCGCUUAGGCAAUAGUACGAUGCUGUUACUAGAGAGAAGCAGAUGCUACAUGAGGAGGUCUGUGUACCACGUCAAGAAGCUGAGAGCUGUACUAAGUGACCAAGGACGACUGAUCAAGAAGCAGAUAUCCGGUGGGGAAGACACGACGGAGCUACCCUCAGUGGUGAUAGUUCCUCCAAGAAUGGAAAAUUUAAACACUGAUCAAAUAACUGGAGCCUGGAGGAUCAAAUUUACGGUAUUGAUCAAUACAACAAUCCUAUGGUCGUUGCUUCCUCUUGCUGGCCACCUUACCCGUGAUAGUUGUUGCUGA